AUGACAAAUUUCACUUUUUUCAAAUGCGUUAUACUGACAUUUGGAUUAAUAAAAAAAGAAUAUUAUAUAUAAAAAAAUUCCUUCACUUUCAGGUUCGGUAAAAAUGGUUUCCAAGUGGACUUUACAAGUUCUUGGUAUCAUUCUCUUUGCUUUUGUAGGAAUGAUGAAUUAUUAUAAAGAAUAUAGAGGUGAUGAAAUAGUUGCAGUUACUAAUCACAGUGAUAUGAAUGUUAUCCCUACUUUUACUUCUGAUCGGAUCCAAGACAUAAAAGAACGUCAAAAAAUGGUGGAAAACAUAAAUAAAACAGUGGACCAGUUAAUCAACAAAAUUCUUAAUGAUGAAAACAAUUUUACUCAUUCUGUUAUUGAAAUUGUAUACUUGGUAAAAGAUUCUUUCAAUCAGAAUUUUUCAAAUGUACUGCAAGCAAUUUUCGACGAAGCGAACUUUACCUAUGGGAAAGCAAACAUUAAUCAGAAAGUUUGUAUUAAUUCUACAAAAGACGAUUUGAAAGCGAAAUUUUUAAACUUGAUUUUCGAUCUCGAUACUUGUUUACAAGAAACAAAAGAAAUUGGAGAUAAAAUUCGUGUAAAAUUACAACUUGCUCAUCAGAAAACUUUAAAGGUACAAGAGGAUUUGAAGGAAAUUAAUACCAGUUGUUCUAGUAAAAUUGCAAAAUUAGAUGAAUGCAUUUCUCAAAAAAUAAAUUAUGCACAAAAAGAUUUGAAUAAUUUACUGGAGGCAGUACAAAUGGAUAGUAUUGCAGGCGAAAUCAUAAAAUCGAAAAUUUCAAGUGAAUCAUUAAAAUGCAGUACAAAAAUAUCGAGUGAAAUGUUCCAAAUUGCCAACGAAUUUCAGGGAUUUUUCAAAAACUGUAUUGCGUAAAUGAUUUAUUUUCUAUAAAAGAAAUCAGAGAUUUGUCCGGAAAAAUUAAUUUUAAAUU
This is a messenger RNA of Leptopilina heterotoma, 941 nucleotides long. RefSeq lists its product as uncharacterized. The transcript is spliced from 4 exons. Lineage: Eukaryota; Metazoa; Arthropoda; Insecta; Hymenoptera; Figitidae. The record is from RefSeq and is a predicted model, not a curated record. Bases 104 to 883 code for a protein of 259 amino acids.